AAUACUCUUAUCGGCGGUUCAGUGUUCAGUCAGUAUGAUAAGCUGUAUGGUUUUGUGAAUAGUUUUGUAUGCUCCAUUCAUCAGUUUUUAUGUUGAUGAGUAUUUAAUGAGCUGAUAAGUGUUUUCAAUAUUGUCUAGUCUGUCGAUGCCUUCGGAAGCAAAUCGAUAUACUAUGUCCGCUGAUUUGGAGCUAGUAAAGAAACACAUCGGUGAAUAUCCUGAUUUUCCUGUGAAGGGCAUUCUCUUUAAGGACAUAUUCACCGCCCUGCGAAGCGGACCGGUAUGUCAAGCACUGAAAGGUCUGCUAAUAGCGCACGUCCGACUGGCCUGUCCUGACGUUCAGGUCAUAGUCGGCCUUGAAGCACGUGGUUUCCUAUUUAGUCUGAUGAUUGCAGCCGAGUUGGGCAUCUCCUGUGUGCCCAUUCGUAAAAAAGGAAAACUUCCUGGCCCGUGUGUGCAGUAUGAGUACCAGCUAGAGUACGGAACGGACAUUUUCGAGAUCCAGAAAGAUAGUAUUGCUUCAGGCCAAAAGGUGCUAAUAAUCGAUGAUUUAUUGGCAACGGGGGGCACCAUGGAUGCUGCCAACAAACUGGUACAGCAAAUCGGUGGUGUCGUUGAACAAAAUGUUGUCAUCAUAGAGCUGACAACGUUGGGUGGGCGAAAGAAGCUGGAAUCUUCUGGGUUCAAAGUACAUUCCUUUAUUCAAUACGAUGAUAUUGAAUAAUCUUUGAAAGCGAGUCAUAGUAAAUUUAAGCACGUAACAAAAUUACAUUACCAGCCAUUACAUG
Molecule: messenger RNA, 788 nt
Organism: Topomyia yanbarensis
Lineage: Eukaryota; Metazoa; Arthropoda; Insecta; Diptera; Culicidae
Gene: Aprt
Product: adenine phosphoribosyltransferase
Exons: 3
Coding region: 146-724 (192 amino acids)
Biological process (GO): AMP salvage; adenine salvage
Cellular component (GO): cytoplasm
Molecular function (GO): AMP binding; adenine phosphoribosyltransferase activity; adenine binding
Source: RefSeq, a predicted model, not a curated record